Messenger RNA from Phalacrocorax carbo (great cormorant), 3210 nucleotides. The record is from RefSeq and is a predicted model, not a curated record. Lineage: Eukaryota; Metazoa; Chordata; Aves; Suliformes; Phalacrocoracidae.
AAGCAUAUCAGAAAGCAUAUCAGGAGGCAGAUAGGCAGUCCCUCCAGUUCUUUAUUGUCCAUAAUCUGACAAGGCUUUAGGUUAGCCACAAGAAAUUUGUCAUGAAAAUUAAAGACAGUUACGGGGAAGAUGGAAAUUUGAGUGAUAUGAACACUUUCAGUGUUUCAGACAAGAUUGGGUUUGCCUCAGCUUCUACCACAACCUUUCAGAUAAGUGAGCCUCGAAGCCAAAGAAAGCCAUCCCCAUGCUGUGCUCGGACGGUCCUCAGCAUCUACCUGCUGCUGCUGACGGUUGGCCAGGGGCUGCUGGCAUACAAAGUGUUUAAGAUGCAGAGAGACAUAGUGAAAUUUCAAGAACAAAAUACCUCGUAUACGGAAGAGAUUCUGGAAAGCUACUUUGCCAGCAAACUGCUUUUGGAGAGAAACUCUGUAGAGAAGCACAUGGGACAUGAAGAAAACUGGAGGAAAAGCUUAGAAGAGGAAAUCACCAUAAUUAAAAGCAGCAAUGCAAACCUGAUGAUGAUGAUGAACAACAUCACCCUGGUUGCAGGGCCUCCUGGGCGCAAAGGAGAUCCUGGUCCACCAGGGCUUCAGGGACCACCAGGGACAAAGGGAGACCAAGGAAUCCAAGGCUUUCGUGGACUACAGGGUGUGAAGGGGAGCAAAGGAGAUCCUGGUCCUGCUGGCCCAAGUGGUGAACCAGGAACAAGAGGAGAAAAAGGAGAGAUGGGGCUUGCAGGUCCUCAAGGACAGAAAGGCGAAAUGGGCAAGAAGGGAGACCCUGGGUCCCGUGGACCCAUAGGUCCUCAGGGACAGCAGGGAGUCCCAGGACUGCCGGGUUUCAAUGGGAGCACGGGGGAGCCUGGACGUCCUGGGCAGAAAGGAGAGGCAGGCAUAGCCGGACAGCGAGGACCUGUGGGAACUCCUGGCCUUGAAGGAAGACCUGGUCAGAAAGGGGAAAAGGGGGACCGUGGGCCCACUGGUAGUCCAGGAGUACCAGGCAUUGCAGGACUUAGAGGUGAAAAGGGAGACAAAGGAUUACCAGGUCUUCCAGGGCAAAAGGGAACAAAAGGAGACAUGGGUCUGACAGGAAACCCAGGCCUAGCUGGCGAAAAAGGAAGCAAGGGUGAUUAUGGCCCUCAGGGUCUAAAAGGAGUACCGGGAGCAAAAGGAGCCAAGGGAGAACGUGGAUUUCCUGGUUAUGCAGGAAUGAAAGGGAGCAAAGGUGAAAAGGGAGAAGGUACUGGAUUCAGACAACUUAUAAGAAUCGCAGGAGGGGGCAGCAGGGGCCGCGUGGAAAUCUUUCACCAAGACUCGUGGGGAACAAUAUGUGAUGAUAGCUGGGGCACACAAGACGCCUCUGUGGUCUGCCGAAUGCUGGGAUACAACCGUGCGGUCUCCACCUUUACAGCACCACCAGGUACUGGACCAAUUUGGCUUGAUGAUGUGAAUUGCAAUGGGAGGGAACUAUCAAUUUUUGACUGUGCAAAGCCCGACUGGGGUGUGAACAACUGCUCCCACAACGAGGACGCUGGGGUGGAGUGCAGUUGAAGAGCCACAGAGGCUGCCCUGGGAGCUGCUGCCUGCCUCUGCUUUCUAAGGCAUUCUUGUUCAUAGCGCACACCCAAUUUCUUCAGGCUGUGCUUAUAGUGUCUUUACCAGGUCAUAAAAAUAUUGACAGAGAAAGUUGAAUUUCCCAUAAAUCAGUAAAGGUUGCAAGACCCACAGGUAACUUGAAAUGUCCCAGCUGUCACGAAACAUCUGCAGACCAGGCAUGUGAGACAGUUCACAGCUUCUCCAGCUACCUGACAUCAGCUCAUCUGCAGUAGCUCACAUGUGUGUGAUCUCUUAAGUCAACAUAGGAGGAGAACUGGUCCCCUUGAGCUUCGUGCAGUAAGAGAAGGCAGGAUGAAUGUACAGAAUUGAGCAGUUACUGAAGCUUAGCUGGCCUAGUCCAUCUUCAUCACAGUUGUGAGUCUGAGCCUAAAACCCCCAGUGAAGUGCAUACACCCAAGACAAGAGAUGCUCAGAAAUCAUCAGAUGAUCUCUCUGGCAUUCAAAUAUAAAUGUUCUCCAGAAACAAUGCUGAUCACAGGUUAAAGUGCAAAAAUAAGUGCCUGGGAUCUAGGUGCUGCAGUAUCCAGGUUUAGCACAGACCUUGUUUUUGACCUCAGCCAAGUCCUCUGCCCUCUCUGUCAGUGUUUCUUGGCCUGUCCCCAGGAUCCCCUUUACUUUAUCCGGUGUAUAAAGCUAAGUGUUUUUAUACCUUUAGAAAACAGAUUCUCCAGUAAAGCAAAAGGAUGAUGAAUAAAAGCAGUAAUGGGGAAGUAUCAGCUAAUUAAACUUCCAGAGUGAAAAUAUGGACCCUUAACCAAAGGCUUCUGCCUUAACUCAAAGUGUUAUACAUGUCUGAGAUAACAGCUGAAAGGCUUCUCUUUCUUAAGACCUAAGUCUUCCCUUUUCCCACCAGCAACGGGCAUUCAGCAGGUGACAGCAGCCUGUGUACAUGUAGCUGGGCACAUCGCAACAACCUGCUUGUGGACGUUUUAUUUAAAAUGUCAGAAAUACAUGUAAGAGACUCCACAUCUCUGCCUUAAUGUAAGUCAUAAUUGCAUUUGUCUACAUGGCUUUGAAACUUGUUUUUAGUGCUUAGAAAGCCAGCUAUAAGUGAAAAAACUGAGCAGUGCUGGUAAGAGCAGCAGGCAAUAGGGCUGACGUGAGUGAGAAGACACAGCACUGUGCAGGGUCCAACAGUGCAGUCUGCAACAAAGCUCUCCGUUUUGACCCAAAGGAGUCUCAGGCCUCAGGAGAGAAGUCUGGAAAAUCCCAAGUGUUUUCCAGUAUCCACUCUGAUGCCUUUGAUAGCAGGAAAAUGAAGAGAGCUGCUUACCUUUCCUGGCUCUGGUUUAGAGGAGGCAAGGAGCACCUGCUACAAACCAUAGGUGAAACCUAACGAACAACAUCUAAUUCGAAGCUGGUGGAAGAGGACAGUGGCUCAUCUGCACGAGAAGAGACAAAAGCUUUCUGUUCUGGUAGGGAGCCCCACCAGCACUAACAGCAUGCUGAGUACCCGGCACUUGGGCUAACGCAGCUUUCCGCAGUGCUCCCAUAGACAUUGCUGAGCCUGCACGGGUUUCCUUCAUCUCUUUUUUGUGUGGCAGCAUGUACAUAAAGAAUUUCCACUGUUAGAAAAUAAAGGAUUUACAAGCUA